Molecule: messenger RNA, 1542 nt
Organism: Ogataea parapolymorpha DL-1
Lineage: Eukaryota; Fungi; Ascomycota; Pichiomycetes; Pichiales; Pichiaceae
Product: alanine aminotransferase, mitochondrial
Exons: 1
Coding region: 1-1542 (513 amino acids)
Biological process (GO): biosynthetic process
Molecular function (GO): pyridoxal phosphate binding; L-alanine:2-oxoglutarate transaminase activity
Source: RefSeq, a predicted model, not a curated record
AUGCUUCGCUUCCGACAGAUGGGAAUCCGUAAUUUCAGCAAGCUAUUUGCCAUGCCUGCUGCCGAGAGCGUGUUCAAGAAACAGCUCAGUUCCACUUUUGUGCCUGCCUCGCGGUUGACGGCCUCAGAUUUAAACCCUCAUGCUCUCAACGCUAAGUAUGCUGUUCGUGGAAGAAUCCCCACCAAGGCAGAGGAGCUGAGAAACCAACUUGCUAACAAGUCGCACUCGUUGCCGUUCAACAAGAUCAUCAACGCCAACAUUGGAAACCCUCAGCAGCUGGACCAAAAACCCCUCACUUUCUACAGACAGGUGCUGGCUCUAUUGCAGUACCCUGAAUUGAUGAACCAUCAAGCUGUAGUCGACGUCCUUCCAAAGGACCUGAUUGAGCGUGCAAGAACGCUCCUCGACUACAUUGGUUCUGUUGGUGCAUAUUCGCACUCUCAAGGUGUGCCUUACAUCAGACAACGGGUUGCGGACUUUAUUUCCGAGAGAGACGGCUACGAAAGUUCACCAGACGACAUUUUCCUCACUGCUGGUGCCUCCACUGCCGUUUCUUACCUUCUGAGUUUGCUUUCUCUGGGUCCCCAAACCGGAUUCCUGAUUCCUAUCCCACAAUAUCCUCUAUAUACUGCGUCUUUGGCUCUGAACAAUUCCACAGCUCUGCCAUACUACCUCAACGAAAAAGACGACUGGUCUAUCAACGCCGAAGACCUCGUGAAAAUCAUUGAGGACGCUCGGGCCCAGGGCGUCGAGGCGCGCUGUUUGGUUCUGAUCAACCCUGGUAACCCAACCGGGGCUAUUUUGAAACCAGAGGCCAUUGCUGAUUUACUGGCAGUAGCUGCCAGAUAUGGCCUGGUUGUCAUUGCUGAUGAGGUUUAUCAGGAAAAUAUCUUCAAUGGCCAGUUUGUUUCGGUCAAAAAGGUCCUCAAACAGUUGCAAGAAGCCGAUGGCUCUGGCAAGUUUGCCGACGUUCAGCUCGCUUCUCUCCACUCCACGUCCAAGGGAAUUUCUGGAGAAUGUGGCCAGAGAGGUGGAUACAUGGAGCUAGUUGGUUUUGAAGACUCUGUUCGUGCACAGCUCUUGAAGCUGGCUUCCAUCUCGUUGUGCCCUCCAGUUUCAGGUCAGGCUUUGGUCGAGCUGAUGAUUAACCCUCCUACCGAAGGCCAGGAGUCUUACCCACUUUAUAAACAGGAAAGAGAUGCUAUUCAUGAGGCUUUGAAGGAGAGAUCUUCCUUGUUGUACGAAGCUUUCAACACAAUGGAGGGUGUUACCUGCCAGAAGCCGGAAGGCGCCAUGUAUCUGUUCCCUAGCCUGACUCUGACCAAAAAAGUUUUCGAGGAGGCUGCCAAGGUGGGCAUGGAGCCAGAUGAAUAUUACUGUGGUCAACUCUUGGAGAACACGGGUAUCUGUGCAGUUCCUGGCUCUGGGUUCGGACAAGUCGAAGGCACUUGGCACGUCAGAACCACAUUCUUGGCCCCAGGAACGGAAUGGAUAGAAGAUUGGAAAAACUUCCACGCAAAGUUCAUGAAAGAACACCAGUGA